AUGGCCCUCGGAGAGACCGACAGGCUGCUUCCCGACAACGGACCAAACGACGAGCCGCACCGGCAUGCGGCUCCUCCUAAUCCGCUUCCGAGAGUGCAGCUCGGCGUGGUUUACGCAAUAAAGCUCAUUAUUCCGAUCGCAGGGACGCAGGUAUAUCCGUACAUCAACCUACUGGUCGCGGAACUCGCGUCGUCUGAGGGCGCCAAGACCGGAUACUACAGCGGGCUUGUGGGAAGUGCUAGUGCUGCUGCACAUCUCUUGACCAUCUAUUUAUGGGGACGACUCUCUGAUAAGUACGGGCGUAAACCCGUGAUAAUUAUUGGAACCGCUGGAACUGCAUUCUUCACCGUUCUCUUUGGAUUUUCACGCUCCUUCAUCACUGUGCUGUUAACUAGAUUCCUCACUGGAAUCUUCUCCGGAACGACCGGAGCCAUCCAUUCCGUGGUAGGGGAGCUCGCGGAUCCCACAAACGAGUCGACUGCAUUUCCGCUGUACGACAUCGUCUCUGCGAUCGGCUUUGCUGUUGGACCUCUUAUUGGUGGUACCUUUGUCAAUCCUGCGGAUCAAUUCCCCGGCUGGUUCGAUACGCCAUUCUGGAGAACUUACAAAUACUUACUGCCUUCGUUGGUGACUUCGCUGGUUGCACUCGUCGCGUUAUUCCUUGCCGUGUUCGUGCUGGAAGAAACACAUCCGACAAAACGACGGUCGCGCAUCGCACUGAUCAACGAGGUACCCAGUGAGGAUGAAGACGUGCGUGAAGAAGCAGACGUGAGCGGCAAGCCUCUUGGUGUCAGAACCCUCCUGUCCAUGCCUGUCGUCCGCAUGGUUUGCGCGUCUAGUGGGGCGCUCGCGUUCGUUGCAGGAUGUUUCAACACAGGCUUUGUUCUCCAAGCAUAUACUCCGAUAUCAGACGGCGGGUUGGCCUUGUCGCCCUCAGAAAUCGGUCGGGCUAUGGCCAUUAUGGGCACGGUUUCCAUGUUCCUCAAGCUCUCCAUGCCCUUCCUUCUGCGACGUUUUGGUGUUCUGACGGUGUUCAGAUUCUGCAUGCUCUCAUGGCCUGUCACCUUCGCUUUUAUGGCUAUGCUGUCUAUCAUUGCCAAGCAUUCAGAGAUGGCCGAAGGCAAAGCAUUGGAGUGGACCGCCGUGAGUUUCGUACUGUUUCUGUCACGGAUUGGCUGCAUGGCGUUUUCAAUUAUCAUGAUUCUCACUAAGGAUCACACUCCUGGAACAUCAUCGCUGGGUACAACCAACGGAAUGGCGGAAUUUGCUCAGUCUCUAGCCUCUGUAUUUUCUCCAACUAUCAUCAGCUCACUCUUUGCCUUUUCUUCGUCUAAACACAUUCUUGGCGGGUACUUCUGGGUUAUCGUGAUGGUGGGCAUCACGCUGCUGGGUGGUUCAUUCGCCGAGGGUAUGAAGAAAUAUCGAGAUGAUUGA
Molecule: messenger RNA, 1434 nt
Organism: Fibroporia radiculosa
Lineage: Eukaryota; Fungi; Basidiomycota; Agaricomycetes; Polyporales; Fibroporiaceae
Exons: 9
Coding region: 1-1434 (477 amino acids)
Biological process (GO): transmembrane transport
Molecular function (GO): transmembrane transporter activity
Source: RefSeq, a predicted model, not a curated record